Cladophialophora immunda is the source of this 3685-nucleotide messenger RNA. RefSeq names its product E3 ubiquitin-protein ligase RSP5. Gene Ontology annotation, biological process: ubiquitin-dependent protein catabolic process. Lineage: Eukaryota; Fungi; Ascomycota; Eurotiomycetes; Chaetothyriales; Herpotrichiellaceae. The transcript has 9 exons. The coding region runs from base 589 to 3018 and encodes 809 amino acids. Gene Ontology annotation, molecular function: protein binding; ubiquitin protein ligase activity. The record is from RefSeq and is a predicted model, not a curated record.
GACGGCGGCCGGUAUGAUGUAAGCCUGGCUACCUUUGGGACUCGUUCCAGUAGUGCCUGGUCCCGGCAAAAUCCACCCACCAAGACUUGGAAGUGCGACUUGGACCUCCGUCCCGCCUGAGGAUUAUCGACCUUCGCUCUGCCUCAGAUUGCUAGCACCGUUGAACACCAUCGCGAUUGCCAUUGCUGCUGCCACUGCAACGUUGGCAUUAUUGGUAAUUACGCCCUUUCAGCUCUUAUGCAAUCAUGACUUGAGCGAGGUGGAGUGUGUCCUUGCCCGUCCUCUUCCGCAAACCUCUUAGCGCCUCACACUCUGUCGAGCUGCGCCUCGUUGACUCUCCAAACCCGCCGCUCAUUCACCCAUUAAGCCACUUGCGAAUACGAUCAGGGCGACGUUCUGCGACCCCUGUGGACAUCAAGUCCUUCAACUACCUUCGAUUCUACACAUACUGCCAUUGUCACUAUCGAGCCGAUUUUUGCUGGGUUGUCGUCUUUGUAACGGAUCCUGCCCCCAAUCUACCCCGCCGCCGCACGAGAGCUGUCCGCAGGCUGCGAACCUGGGGCGCUUCCCAGUGGUUGAACAACUAAGAUGCCUGAAGCAAACCUGCCAGCAGAGCCUAAUCUGCGAGUCACAAUCAUCGCGGCUGAUGGCUUGUACAAAAGAGAUGUCUUCCGGUUCCCCGACCCUUUUGCGGUCGCAACCAUUUCGGGAGAGCAAACAAAGACAACUUCAGUCAUCAGGAAGACACUGAAUCCCUACUGGAACGAAGUCUUUGACAUGAGAGUCACAGAGGAUAGCAUACUGGCGAUCCAAAUCUUCGACCAAAAGAAGUUCAAGAAGAAGGACCAGGGCUUCCUCGGUGUCAUCAAUAUCCGCAUCGGCGAUGUCAUCGACCUAGAAAUGGGAGGAGACGAGAUGCUUACGAAGGAUCUUAAGAAGUCCACUGACAACCUCGUCGUCCACGGGAAAUUGAUCGUGAAUCUAUCUACCAAUCUCACCAGCCCUCCACCGCAGCAAAAUCGACCUCCCCCGAGCACCGCUUCCAGUGUGAACGGCUCAAACCCAUACGCCGGAAGCAGCACCAACGUCAAUCAGGCGUUGCCCAUUCGGUCUAGAAGCCCGGCGUCGCGAACUGCUACUUCUGGCUCAGGGGAAGCGAGAUCGUCUAACACUGCAGUUAAUGGAAAUAGCACUCAACCCCAGCCCAACGGUGCUGGUGCUGGUGCUGGUGCCGGGAGAUCUGGAGGCUUCAGCUCUUUCGAAGAUAGCCAGGGUCGUUUGCCAGCUGGAUGGGAGCGGAGAGAAGACAACCUGGGCCGGACUUAUUAUGUUGACCAUAAUACCAGAACCACGACUUGGACCCGGCCUUCCAACCACAUGAGCGAGACCGAAGCACGCAACCGCGUCGAGGCCAAUAUGCAGAUGGAACGUGCCCGACACCAAAACCGUAUGCUGCCGGAGGACCGUACGGGAGCCAACUCCCCCAACCUGCAGGAGUCUCGAGGUUCUCCUCAGCAACCGAACGCUGUGUCAAUGAUGGCUACAGGCGCGACAACCGCAGGGACUGGCGAACUUCCUGCUGGCUGGGAACAGAGGCACACUCCCGAAGGAAGAGCUUAUUUUGUUGACCACAAUACUAGAACCACAACCUGGGUGGAUCCUAGAAGGCAACAGUACAUUAGGAUGUACGGCAACAACCCGUCUGGGAACAACACCACUAUCCAACAGCAGCCGGUUUCGCAAUUGGGACCAUUGCCUAGUGGGUGGGAGAUGCGACUGACUAACACCGCCCGUGUAUAUUUCGUGGAUCACAACACCAAGACCACGACCUGGGACGAUCCCAGAUUGCCCUCUUCCUUGGACCAGGGCGUGCCGCAAUACAAACGUGACUUCAGGCGGAAGCUGAUCUAUUUCCGGUCGCAGCCUGCUUUGAGAAUCCUCUCUGGCCAGUGCCACAUCAAAGUCCGCCGUGGCGCUAUCUUUGAGGACUCGUAUGCUGAAAUCAUGCGCCAAAGCGCAACCGAUCUCAAGAAACGACUAAUGAUCAAGUUCGACGGAGAAGACGGUCUGGAUUAUGGUGGCCUUUCUCGCGAGUUCUUCUUCCUCCUUUCACAUGAAAUGUUCAAUCCGUUCUACUGUCUGUUCGAAUACUCGGCGCACGACAACUAUACACUUCAGAUCAAUCCUCAUUCUGGUAUCAACCCAGAGCAUCUCAACUACUUCAAAUUCAUCGGGCGAGUGGUGGGCCUUGCGAUCUUCCAUCGCCGAUUCCUAGACUCCUUCUUCAUUGGAGCAUUUUACAAGAUGAUGCUACGAAAGAAAGUCACUAUCAACGACAUGGAAGGCGUGGAUGAAGAAUACCACAAGAACUUGACGUGGAUGCUUGAAAACGAUAUCACCGACGUCCUCGAUCAAACCUUCUCGAUUGAAGACGAACAAUUCGGCGAAACAAAGACGAUUGACCUGAAACCCGGUGGUCGAGACAUCGCAGUCACGAAUGAGAAUAAGAGAGAAUAUGUCGAACUCCUCACGGAGUGGAAGAUCCAGAAGCGGGUCGAAGAACAAUUCAAUGCCUUCAUCACGGGUUUCAAUGAGCUUAUCCCCGCUGACCUUGUGAACGUCUUUGACGAGCGCGAACUUGAGCUUUUGAUUGGCGGUAUUGCCGACAUUGAUGUGGACGAUUGGAAGAAACAUACAGACUACCGCGGAUACCAGGAGCAAGACGAAGUGAUCCAGAACUUCUGGAAGGUUAUCCGAUCGUGGGAUGCCGAGCAGAAAUCUCGACUGCUGCAAUUCGCCACAGGCACUAGUCGCAUUCCCGUCAACGGAUUCAAGGAUUUGCAGGGCAGCGAUGGCCCCAGAAGAUUUACGAUUGAGAAGGCCGGUGAGGUUAAUGCGUUGCCGAAGAGUCAUACUUGUUUCAAUCGCCUCGAUCUCCCACCAUACAAGAGCUACGAUGCCCUUCAAAGCAAACUGUCCACUGCGGUAGAAGAAACGCUAGGUUUCGGCCAAGAAUAAUCGAGUUCAUAAUCUUCUGAGGUCUGCUCGAGACAUUGCUGUCGAUGGAAAACUACAGAUGAAACGAGCAUUGGCUGUGCUGGCGGAGUGCAAAGGCCUCAUUUGCAAUAAGGGUAAUGAUGGGAUUGCAACGGUGAGGCCGGAAUAUAAGUGCUGGAUAUGAGACGAGAGGACUCCAGUUUGCGUCCCAACCAACAGCGGGUCGAAUUGGAAGGGAGGAAUGCGUGCGUGCUUUCUUGGUCGAGCAUUCCGCUUGUUUGUCAAAGCCCGACCAGGAAGGGUGGAAGGUGGUAGAAGGUUGGUUUUGAGUCGCUUCCUCAGUACAAUAUGCGCUUGUACAGAUCAAUGUGGUGCCCCGAUCGCGAGCGAUGAGCCGCGAAGUGCAAAGAGGUGUUCCUGUCCAUUGUCAUCUCCCGGUUGGGGCUCGGUAACCGAGCGAGUUGGGUCUGUUGAACGAGAAUUGCAAGUCAGGAGGUAGGAAGCUGGCGCAUUGAGGUUGUCAAUAACUAGCCGGACUGAGGGUGAGAGGGUAUAAAAUUGCUCGAGCCUUUACAUAAAUUCAUUCCAUUCAUGUCUACGCAGUGUAAUCAGUUGCUGAAGAUGGCGCAUCAGGUCGUCAUAAAGCGAGCUCAAACAGGGUUCUAUAGUCCACAUCUCCACAUGCGCG